UGUUUCACCGCCGCAACAACCAUGCACGACAGAAGGGCGGCCGUGUGCUAUGGGCUGGUGUACAUCCUCUGUACCCAGGUAUUGUCCACCAAUUCGCGCACCUCCACACUGUGGAAGCUGAAUACGGAGGAGGGUAAAAUAGUGAGUGUCGGACCGGGUGGAGCAAACUGCAAACUACAGAGUUCCGGUGGUAAGGCUACAGAAGGGACGACCACAACCGGGGAAGCAGCUGGUGAAUAUGAUCCGGACACGAACAACUCGGAAGAACUGCUGGCGGAACCAUACCAUCCUGAGGAGGAUGAGGAAUCAACGUUUCACAUAAUCACAACCACUGCGGCUAACUAUCGCGAUAAUACCUGGAGGCGGCACGCCCGGGACAAGAUUAUCGUCAAUCUAGUGAAGACCUCUGCCGAUAGUUCGCCGGGCGCCAAUAGCAAAGUGGCAGGCACCGGCACUAGUACCGAACCGUCGGACGUGCUGGACUGUGGCAAACCGGUCAACUUCACCUACUACGAUGAUCUGAUCGGUGUGGCGCAACGUUACAGUCAUCCGAUCGCACCGGAACCGGAAGUUGCAUAUCUGUUUCUCAAGAAAAAAGGUCCGAAAUCGCUCAAAAACUUCGACAUCGAUGCACUGGAACGGCGGCUACGUAAGGCGAAGAGUGAAAAGCCACGCUCGGUCCAGCUCUACAAUCAAAUUGGCAACUUUUGGCGAAUAAAAGGGGACGCGCGACAUUCGAUCGAGUGUUUCCGAGGUGCGUUGGCAAUGGCACCGACGAACGCGGAAGUUCUGCUAAACCUUGCCCGGGUGCUGUUCAAUCUGCAGUAUUUGGAUGAUGCGAUACACCUCACCAGACGCUCGCUGGAAGUGCAACCAAGGGAUCGUAGCGCCUGGCGGCAGUAUUUUACGCUGGGUGAAAUUUUUAAAGCGUACGGCCACUUCCAAGAAUCGGUUAACCAUUUGCGGCAGGCGCUGGAACUCUACCCCCAGUACGAACCGAUCAAGAAGGCGAUCGCGGAUGUGGAAAAUAUAUCCGCCUCCUCGUUGCACAUAUUUACCAUUAUCAUCAUCGUAUUUUUGGUGAUGUGCGUGCUAUAUGUGAUUCUUUCGUCGAACGAAAGCAACCAGAACAGUCACGAGCUGGAGCAGAAAGCGACCCGGCACUUUAACCGAGCCAUGGCCAUGCGCUCGCUAAAGGGCUUCACGCAGCGUUCGUUUAAAAAUCGAAAGUAA
This is a messenger RNA of Anopheles maculipalpis, 1233 nucleotides long. RefSeq lists its product as uncharacterized. The record is from RefSeq and is a predicted model, not a curated record. NCBI's taxonomy places the organism in Eukaryota, Metazoa, Arthropoda, Insecta, Diptera, Culicidae. Gene Ontology annotation, cellular component: cytoplasm; actin cytoskeleton. Bases 22 to 1233 code for a protein of 403 amino acids. Gene Ontology annotation, biological process: actin filament polymerization. Gene Ontology annotation, molecular function: protein binding. The transcript has 6 exons.